Vicia villosa (hairy vetch) is the source of this 1172-nucleotide messenger RNA. RefSeq names its product probable NAD(P)H dehydrogenase (quinone) FQR1-like 2. Lineage: Eukaryota; Viridiplantae; Streptophyta; Magnoliopsida; Fabales; Fabaceae. The record is from RefSeq and is a predicted model, not a curated record. The transcript is spliced from 2 exons. The coding region runs from base 196 to 927 and encodes 243 amino acids. Gene Ontology annotation, molecular function: NAD(P)H dehydrogenase (quinone) activity; FMN binding.
GUAAAGCGUCCGUUUCAAUUAGGUUGGGUAGGGACGUAACGUAACUAUUCAUCAUCAUUUGAACUCCCCCCACACAGUGACGUCACUCAUCAUUCGUUUAUCCCAAGAACGCAAGAACACAAUUCUCACUCUCACUUCCAAAAAUUCUUGAUCGUUUCACAUUUCACAUUCCCAAUCUUCUCUCUUUUUUUCUCAAUGGGAAAAGGAGGAGGCUGCGUUCCCAGCAAGAAAAAACAACCACCCGUAGCCGAAGAAUCUCCGCCACAACCCACUCCAGAAUCCGAAGAAUCAAUCCAAGAACCACCCUUCACCGUCACUAAACUCAAAAUCUUCAUCGUCUUCUACUCCAUGUACGGCCACGUGGAAGGUUUAGCCAAGAGAUUGAAGCAAGGCGUGGACGCUGUCGAAGGUGUGGAAGGGGUUUUGUACAGAGUGCCUGAGACAUUGUCGAUUGAGGUCUUGAAUCAGAUGAAAGCGCUUCCGAAAGAUGAAACUAUUCCGGUGAUAUCGCCGGACGAGCUUCCGGCUGCUGAUGGUGUUUUGUUUGGGUUUCCGACUAGGUAUGGUUCCAUGGCCGCGCAAAUGAAGGCUUUCUUUGAUUCUACGGGGAGUUUGUGGCAGGGGCAAAAGCUUGCUGGAAAACCGGCUGGGUUUUUUGUUAGUACUGGGACUCAAGGUGGCGGUCAAGAAACUACUGCUUGGACUGCGAUCACUCAGUUGGCACAUCAAGGAAUGUUGUUUGUUCCUAUUGGAUAUACAUUUGGACCUGGAAUGUUCAGUUUGGAUUCCAUUAGAGGUGGUUCUCCAUAUGGUGCAGGAGUGUUUGCGGGUGAUGGCUCAAGAGAGCCAAGUGAAACAGAGCUUGCACUAGCUGAGCAUCAGGGCAAAUAUAUGGCUGCCAUAGUCAAGCGGCUCGCCAAGUCGUGAUGCUGAUUUCUUGAUUUCAUUCUAUUAUUGUUGGUCAUCUGUAUGUUUUCCACCUUCUCAAACUGAUUCUAAUAUUUUAGCAGUGUGUUGUGACGAGGAAUGACAGUUCUUUAGCACACUAUCAGUGCCAAUUUUGAUGGGGAUAGGGAUCCCCAUGUUGUUAUAAGGUUUUGCAUUGUUCUGGAAGCUGUACAUGUUUCUAAAUAUACAAAUCUUAUGUUGAAUUUGUUUAUCUUCAUAUCCAA